UCCAGCGUCAGUCUCUCCUCUCGCUGGUUCCGGUGUCUCCUCGCUUGUAAGAAGUGCACAGUGCUUGUUCCCGGUGCUGCUGCCGCCGCCACGUUCGGCUCCCGGGUGUCUACGCUUAGUCAUGGCCGCCGCUCGCAGGUCCCGCUCAGACUCCCGCUGUGUCCUGCGUUUCUCCGACCGAGAACUGUGCUGAGCUGAGAAGACCCCCCCGCAGCCGCCCAGCAUGGCGGAAGGUGAUAAGGAUUGUUGUUCUGAAAUCCUGAAGUCUGAUGAAAAUGGAAGACCAGGAGAAACAAAUCUUCAGGAAGAGCUACAGAUGUUCCGAGCUCGCUGGAUGUCUGAACUUACUCCAGGGGGGAGUUUUGAUGCAGAGGUUCAGUCUCACAAAGGAACAGCGAGAGGGUCUGUUGGAAAGGCCCAGGAUACCAAAGCAAAGCAAGAAUGGGCAAUGGAGGAGAAGGCAAGAGAACUUUUUCUUAAAGCUGCAGAACAAGAACAAAAUGGGGCACUUUAUGAAGCCAUCAAGUUUUACCGCCGAGCUAUGCAGCUUGUACCUGACAUUGAGUUCAAAAUUAACUACAACUUGUCCCCAGAUGGUGAUGGAGUAGGGAAAAACUUCAUGGAUGACACCAACAAUGACAGCAAGAUGUCUGACCUAUUAUCAUACUUCCAGCAUCAGUUGACCUUUCAGGAGUCCUCACUUAGAUUGUGCCAGCCAGAAUACAAUGUCAGCCAGACUCAUAUUUCAGAGCUCCCUAUGGAGGUACUGAUGUAUAUUUUCCGCUGGGUGGUUUCCAGUGAGCUUGAUCUCCGAUCAUUAGAACAACUUUCAUUGGUCUGCAAGGGCUUUUAUAUUUGUGCAAGGGAUCCAGAGAUAUGGCGUUUGGCAUGCUUGAAAGUCUGGGGUCGAAGCUGUGUGAAGCUGGUACCAUAUAUUACUUGGAGGCAGAUGUUUCUAGAAAGGCCAAGGGUCCGGUUUGAUGGUGUGUAUAUUAGCAAGACAACAUAUAUCCGCCAAGGAGAGCAGUCUUUGGAUGGUUUUUACCGAGCUUGGCAUCAAGUAGAAUAUUACAGGUAUAUGAGAUUUUUCCCUGAUGGCCACAUUAUUAUGCUUACCACCCCAGAGGAGCCCCAAACAAUUGUACCUCGCUUAAGGACAAAUAAUUCACGAACCGAUGCAAUGUUGCUUGGCCAUUAUCGUCUGUCACAGGAUACAGAUAACCAAACCAAAGUUUUUGCAGUAAUAACAAACAAGAAGGAGGAGAAAUCAGCAGAGUUCCAAAAGUAUCGCUAUUUCCGUCGAGCCCCAGUGCAGGAAACAGAGCGUAGCUUUCACCUAGGACUCCAGCUAUGCUCAUCUGGUCGCUACAAAUUCAACAAGCUGGUUUGGAUUCAUCAUUCUUGUCAUAUCACUUACAAGUCCUCUGGGGAGACAGCUGUCACAACAUUUGACAUUGAUAAAAUGUACACGCCACUGUCUUUUGCUCGUGUGAAGAGUUUUACUGCUGUAUCUGAGAGACCUCUGUAAGGUCUUUCUUAUUUCUUGCAUGGUACCUACUGAUGAAGGCAUAGCAAUGGAUCACUCAGCAUAUAUUUGUGGAGUUCUGCUGCAGAUAAUCGGGAGCUUGUUCUUGGGGCAUGAAGGGCACAUUUGGGUUUGUAAGGUUGAUAUUUUACUUUAAACAUGGGUAAUUUUACAAGAUAAUUGAAUACUUGACUCUGUUUGCCUCUCAUUUCUUUUCUAUACUUAUCCUCUUCCCCAGUUAUCCUACAGAGUUUAUAGGAAUCUUGUCAGCAAUGCUGCAUCGAUGGAACCCUGACUACACCCAGCUUAGUGAUUUUUGCUGAACCUCUAAUCAAUUGACAUUACCACCUCACAAAAUCACACUUCUAAAUAAGAAUAUAAAAAGUUUUUGUAGAUAAAUAUACGUUUGAAGACAAAAAAUUAUGUUAAAUAUGGUGGAGGCCAUUAUCUAGUGCUGUCAUUUUAUAGAAGCACUGUUAAUGUGAGAUUUGUGCAAUAUUUAUAAUUUCACUAGAAAAAUGACAGGACAAAACAAUCAUGGGAUUUUAUAUAUUUUUAUUUUUGAAUAGAAUAGAAUCUUGAUGUUAAGUGUAAAGUGUCUUUUACUGAAGGCAUAUCUUUCUUUUUAUGUGGGCAGCUAUGCAUAGCAUAGGGGGAUGUGUACAGAGAUGAUCUUGCUUUAAAAUGUGCAAUGUUGAUUCUUCAAAUAAACAUACUUUGCUUGUUUUAAAGAGAAA
Messenger RNA from Hyla sarda, 2262 nucleotides. RefSeq names its product F-box protein 9 (gene FBXO9). The record is from RefSeq and is a predicted model, not a curated record. Gene Ontology annotation, molecular function: protein binding. Gene Ontology annotation, cellular component: SCF ubiquitin ligase complex. Bases 224 to 1528 code for a protein of 434 amino acids. The transcript is spliced from 13 exons. Gene Ontology annotation, biological process: SCF-dependent proteasomal ubiquitin-dependent protein catabolic process. NCBI's taxonomy places the organism in Eukaryota, Metazoa, Chordata, Amphibia, Anura, Hylidae.